GUGCAACCAUUAUUAACAUUUUUUUUAGUUAGGCAAAUUUUUCUCAAAUGGAGGGUUUCUUCUCAAAAUCUCUUUUGAAAAAACAAAAUAAAAGAAGAAUCCAACAUAUGGUAUUACCAUAAAAUAAGCAUAUCCCAAAACAGAACAUAUAUUGGCAUAGUAAGGUUUUUCAAGAUUUAGGGAUUAUUGACAAAUUAAUUUGUUAAUUGAAAUUAAUCCCACAUACACACAACUCAUCACACUCACAACUUCAAAAAACUCAGUUUCAGUUAGCUUCUUUGAUGGCUUCCACAUACCCAAGUUGCCAUUUUUAUUCUUCUUCAUCAUCAUUAAUACCCAAUUCAUCUUCAACCACUCACUCCUCUACCUUAUCCUAUUUUCCUUCCAUCUCUAGUUUCAGUGGAAAUUCACUCACCAAAGCUGAUUCUUUUAGCUCAAGACUACAUGCUAAGUUUGAUAAAUUUCAGGGGGACCCUACUCAGCAAAAUCUUGAAGAUGCCACCACUCCUUUAUCUUCUCAAUCAGUUCAAGAACAAGUGGAAGAAGAUGACAGUUGCUUGCCUUCUGAUUUGGAAGGGGCAGUCCGACAAUCAAGUGAAGCAAGUGCAUUAUUUGUAUCUUCAGGAGGAACAAGAGCCAUAGUUGAACUCCUAAUCCCCCAGCUGCAGUUUCUAGAUGAUGAAGGUGCACAAGCUGAGCUCUGGGAACUUUCUCGAAUUUUCUUGGAUACACUUAUUCAAGAAACCGGGUGUCAGAAAGUUAAAGCUGUAUUUCCGGAUGCUGGUGCUGCAGCACUACUAAAAUAUACAUGGAAAGAUGCUACUUUUGGAUUCUCCAGCUUAAGUGACCGGAAGCCUGUUGAGAAAGAAGACGAAAUUGUGGUUAUGGUUGUUCCUGAUUAUCAGAUGCUGGGAUAUGUAGAGAAAAUUGCAGCUGAUCUUUCAGAUGAUCCGCCAAGGCCUCUCAUAAUGUGGAAUCCACGUCUCAUUAGCGAGGAUGUUGGAGUUGGAUUCAAUGUUCGAAAGUUAAGGCGCUACUUUCUUAGCACCUUUACAACAGUCUACUCAAUGAGGCCUAUGGCAGCUGGUGCAGUGUUUAGAUGUUAUCCAGGAUUGUGGAAGGUGUUCUAUGAUGAUAAGGAUAGACCAAACAGAUAUCUUCUUGCCGAAGAACUUGUUCGACGUCCAGAUGCCGAAGACCUUGAGCUGAUAUUUGGAGAUGUACAAGAAAAUUCAGAGCAGGGUCAAUCUCUUUUUGAUAGAGCUGCAGGCAUCUUCUCUUCAAUAAAUCGAUUUAUGAGGGUCAUUUCGAAAUAACUUCAUUUCUGUCUUCUUCCCCAUCUUAAUAAUACAUGUAUUUUGCCAUUUAUGUUUGUUCUCUCAACAUUUUUCUUCUGUACUAAGAUAAGAUGUAUCUAUCAUUUUAUUGUCAUAUAGAUAAUUUGUGUUGCACAA
Cannabis sativa is the source of this 1454-nucleotide messenger RNA. RefSeq lists its product as uncharacterized. Lineage: Eukaryota; Viridiplantae; Streptophyta; Magnoliopsida; Rosales; Cannabaceae. Bases 282 to 1316 code for a protein of 344 amino acids. The transcript is spliced from 9 exons. The record is from RefSeq and is a predicted model, not a curated record.